This is a messenger RNA of Piliocolobus tephrosceles (Ugandan red Colobus), 2911 nucleotides long. It is a transcript of the gene SETD6, whose product is annotated as SET domain containing 6, protein lysine methyltransferase. The transcript is spliced from 9 exons. Gene Ontology annotation, cellular component: nucleus. Gene Ontology annotation, molecular function: protein binding; protein-lysine N-methyltransferase activity. Lineage: Eukaryota; Metazoa; Chordata; Mammalia; Primates; Cercopithecidae. The record is from RefSeq and is a predicted model, not a curated record. The coding region runs from base 118 to 1485 and encodes 455 amino acids. Gene Ontology annotation, biological process: peptidyl-lysine monomethylation.
AAUCUGCAGCGUGGACGCCAAAACAGGCACCACGUGGUUCCGGCGCCGGGGCGGGGCCAGAGACGCCGGAAGUGGCCGCGAGCUCCACGGGCCCACGGGGCGGCGCGCUUUCAGACCAUGGCGACCCAGACGAAGCGCCCACGGGUGGCGGGGCCCGUGGACGGCGGCGACCCGGAUCCUGUGGCCGGCUUCCUGAACUGGUGCCGGCGGGUGGGGCUGGAGCUGAGUCCCAAGGUGGCGGUCAGCCGGCAGGGCACGGUGGCCGGCUACGGCAUGGUGGCCCGGGAGAGCCUGCAGGCCGGAGAGCUGCUGUUCGUGGUACCGCGGGCCGCGCUCCUGUCGCAGCACACCUGCUCCAUCGGCGGCCUGCUGGAGCGAGAGCGAGGCGCGCUGCAGAGCCAGUCGGGCUGGGUGCCACUGCUACUGGCGCUCCUCCACGAGCUGCAGGCCCCGGCCUCACGCUGGAGGCCGUACUUUGCGCUCUGGCCCGAGCUGGGCAGCUUGGAGCACCCGAUGUUCUGGCCAGAGGAGGAGCGCCGGUGCCUGCUGCAGGGCACAGGCGUACCUGAGGCCGUGGAGAAGGAUUUGGCCAACAUCCGCAGCGAGUACCACUCCAUCGUGCUGCCCUUCAUGGAAGCCCACCCCGAUCUCUUCAGCCUCAGGGUUCGCUCCCUAGAACUCUACCAUCAGCUCGUGGCCCUUGUGAUGGCCUAUAGCUUUCAGGAACCACUGGAAGAAGAGGAGGAUGAAAAGGAGCCCAACUCCCCAGUGAUGGUGCCUGCUGCAGACAUACUAAACCACUUAGCCAAUCACAAUGCCAAUUUAGAAUAUUCUGCGAAUUGUCUUCGGAUGGUAGCCACUCAGCCCAUUCCUAAAGGCCAUGAGAUUUUCAACACUUAUGGGCAAAUGGCUAACUGGCAACUGAUUCAUAUGUACGGUUUUGUUGAACCAUAUCCUGACAACACAGAUGACACAGCUGACAUUCAGAUGGUGACAGUUCGUGAGGCAGCAUUACAGGGAACAAAAACUGAAGCUGAAAGGCUCCUAGCGUAUGAGCGCUGGGAUUUCCUAUGCAAACUGGAGAUGGUAGGGGAAGAAGGAGCCUUUGUGAUAGGGAGGGAGGAGGUGCUAACUGAAGAGGAGCUGAUCACCACACUAAAGGUACUGUGCAUGCCUGCUGAGGAGUUCAGAGAGCUUAAAGACCAGGAUGGAGGGGGAGAUAAUAAAAGGGAAGAGGGCAGCCUGACAAUCACAAAUAUUCCCAAGCUCAAAGCAUCGUGGAGACAGCUGCUUCGAAACAGUGUUCUAUUGACCUUACAGACCUAUGCCACAGACUUAAAAACUGACCAAGAUUUACUCAGUAAUAAGGAAGUCUAUGCCAAACUCAGCUGGAGGGAACAGCAAGCCUUACAGGUUCGCUAUGGUCAGAAGAUGAUCUUACAUCAGUUGUUGGAACUGACACAAGUUAGUUUCCCUGUUCCCUGAAGGAACAGCAAUAAGAACUUUUAUUCUAAGCUAGUACUCAUUGAUGUUUGAAAAGGGGGAAAAUUUGGAUCUUUUUCUUAUUAAACACCAAGAGGAAAAGUAGCAAAGGUGGUGUGCUAGGAUAAACUGAGGUAAGGGUGAUGUGUUUUAGGAUUGAGAACAGCAGACCUGGGAAUCACUGCUAAUUGUUAAAGCAUGUUACAGCUAUUUUGUUCUCAGUUUUAACCAAAGCCAGUGGAAAUGUGGUAGUACGUCGUCUUGUGUUUCAGCAUUUAAUAAUAGACUUUGGAGGUAGACCCUGGUUUAAAUCUAAGUCUAGUUUGAGGAAAUCACUUAACCUUUAUUUAAAAGACUGGAUUUAAUAAGCUGUGUAACUGGCACUCAAUGAUCAGUUACCCGAAGUUCACUCUAGAUGGCACAAACCACCCCUCAGGGAAUAAACCCUAAGCCAUCACUCAAGGAGGACUUCAAUUAUUUAAUUUUGAACUGUUUUGUCCUCUCUGGCUGUAAAACUUGUCAUGAAAGGUAAGGCAAAUUUUAAUUGGGUUAAGUUUUAAAAUAUACAUCUACUCAUUUUCUUUAAAAAGAAAAAAUACCAAAAUACCUGGGGGUAUUAAAACUGGGCAUUUUAAAUUCUGUUUAACCAGAGAAACCUGCUCCAGCAAUUUUCUAGUGUUGAAAUAGGAAGAAAAAUAGUUUCCUUAAACAUGCCAGCUUAGUUAGUGGGAAUGAUCUAUCAUUCAGCAAGUAGUUGAUGGUUCCCCAUGGCCCCAAGGUCUGCAAGGCUGGACUGUCCACUUUUCCUCCUCACCACCAGCACUGGCUGCUGCUACUGAGAAAGGCACAGUGGACUCGUGUGUGUCAUGGCUUUAAUGGUUAGCUACAGUAUGCAUACACAUACAAGAAGUAGGGGAGCUGAAGCCCAGGAAAAGGCUACAAAAUACAACACAGGGACCAAUACAUUUGCAAAACAUUCAAAACCCUUAUAAAAGGGGCUGUAUUGGUCCUUUCAGCUUUGUCAUUAUUCAGCUUAGCCUGUAUGGCCAUUCAGUGGGGGUAAUGGGGAGAACAAUUAAUGAGAUUUGGUUCCCUUUCCUAUAUUCCCACUGUUUUUAAGUUUCAGAAGAGGGAUGUGGGGGUGAGGGUAGGGGGUGGGCUUUAGGCCUGGUCUGGUUUCCCUUUAUAUAAAGAGCUGACACCCCCAUCUCACGCGGCUGAGGUGUAUAAUCCCCAAAAUAAGUAAGAUGGUACAAAUGCAGUCAGCUUUGGAAUGGGUUUGGGUAGAGAAAAACAGAAACUCAUGGGAUUCCAAUUGUGAGCCCUUCCCAUGUUCCCAGACAUAUCAAAUUCUAGCACAUCCACGUUUUUAAUAACUUAGUGAUUUUUAAGGUCCCCUAUCCACAUUAAAAAAAUAAGUUACAUAAUA